Thamnophis sirtalis is the source of this 4026-nucleotide messenger RNA. NCBI's taxonomy places the organism in Eukaryota, Metazoa, Chordata, Lepidosauria, Squamata, Natricidae. The record is from RefSeq and is a predicted model, not a curated record.
GGACGUGGUGCAUCUCGAGGAGAGCUGUUGAGCGGGCGACGCUGUUUGCCUCUCCCCCCCGUUCCCCCAGCCGUCGGCUGCGGGAGACCGGUGACUUGCCGGCGCCGUUGGAAGAGGCGGGGCUUUGCACAAGCAGCAGCCCCUUGUACAAGGCAGCCGUUGCACUCCCGGAUCGUCCUGUCGGUGCAAGGAAGCUGGGAGAGUGGGCAUAGCUGGCAGACCCAGCUCUUCAUGAUUUAACACUUUCUGACAAGACACUUAAAGAAGGAAUGGCAGAGAAAGAGAACAAUUUCCCCCCACUUCCUAAAUUUAUCCCGCUGAAGCCGUGCUUCUACCAGAACUUCGCCGAUGAAAUCCCAAUUGAUUACCAGACACUGGUGAGAAGGAUCUAUCGCUUGUGGAUAUUUUACUGCAUCACCUUGAGUUGUAACCUCAUUGCUUGUCUGGCUUGGUGGAUCGGUGGUGGAUAUGGUUCCAAUUUUGGCUUGGCAAUUCUUUGGCUUCUCCUCUUCAGCCCCUGUAGUUAUGUCUGUUGGUUCCGGCCAGUCUACAAAGCCUUCCGGAAUUGCUCGAAGGCCUUGACAGGUUCAGCUGUCCUUUUCUGCAUCGUUUCUGUGGUUCACCGGAUCUACCGUAGUGGAGGCGGAAGCUUGCAGAAAGCCCAGAACGAAUGGCAGAAUGGAUCGUGGAAAGAUCCUCCAAGCAGGGAAGCACAGCACAGCAACUUUUCAGGAAACAGCCUCCCUGAAUAUCCAACCGUUCCCAAUUACGGAAACCCUUGGUCCUGAUCCUGGCCUGCUGUUGGGGUUGCCGAAGUAGUUUGGUUUGAGUUGUUGCAAGAAACACAUUGCGUUCCUCAUUUGAGUCUCUCUCUCUUUCUCUCCUUCUCUCCCUCUUUCUCUUUUUCCUUUAGGGGUGGGUGCUCUUCCUUCCCCUAACCAUGGUUUUAUUUAUGGUUCUCCUUUUAUGAUGGCAGCGGCUUUCCCCUGAAGAUUUUGGGAAAGUGACUUAAACUUUUCUUGCCUUUUCCCUGUUUUUGAGCGUGCUCGUGUGCUAAUCCUGACUCCCUGUACCUUUGGGGAUCCUGCAGCUCAAGAGAUUGUUGUGAAAGGAAACGUGUGAUAGUGUGAUAGGCACAAAGGGCAGCUUGCUCAUGACGAUAACUAUUUUUUAAUGUUUGCUGCUAUCAGAGCAGGAGUUUUGUAACUGAAUCUUUCUCCCAGGAAAAUAAUUCCUGGAAAUAGAAAGUUAGCAGCAUGGUUUAAUCUUCUCACGGAACUGCUAGCUUUCCGUAUUGGGAGAACUGUAUUAAUUAAGGGGGAAUUAAUUCAAAUGUGGCCCCUGCUCUCCUAAAAUAGGACCCAUUUUCUGGAAGUUUCGACCUGUUAACAGGUAUUUGUUUUGCUUAUUUGUUUUGCUCAGAGUGUUUUGCUUUAUGCUCUCUUCCUCCUACCUUGCUGGCUAUUAACUUGCUUGCUAAAAUAGAAACUUUGACAGUGACUAUGAUCUGGCCUGAGCCUGUCCCUCUUGGGGGGGAAAAAUUCCCAUAAUUAAACCACAGAACUUUUUUCAUUGCUGGUACUGACAGAUCAAAUUCUGUUUACAUAUUCCACUUUACCUCAAAGCGGAUGGAUGAGAAUCCACGCAGUGUCAAGACCCCACAAUCGGGCGGCAUCUACAAGUAUUUCUUUCCUCAGAUUAUUUUUUGUGGGGUGUCUUAAUAGCCGCUAAGUGCAAGUAGACUUGCCUUUCUCAACCUUGGCAACUUUUAAGAGGUGUGGACUUCAACUUCCAGAAUUCCUCAGCCAGCCAGUGCUGGCUGGGGAAUUCUGGGAGUUGAAGUCCACACCUCUUAAAAGUUGCCGAGGUUGAGAAACAUCGCUUUGGCUGGGCAAGUUUGACAUUUCAACAGUUCUCCUCUAUCUCUUCCACAACUUUCCAAUGGUCUUGGGUCUCCUAUGCCUUUGGGGGCACCCUGUUCAGUCAGUGCUCCUCUUCUCACCUGUGUGAAGCCUAAUUCUGGCAUCCUGGGCGGUAAAAUCCUCCUCAGAACCUGAGCCAAUUCCUUGCCCAAGGAGGCUUUCUGGAAGGUACCAGUUAUUGUGCUACCUCAAGCAGUCUUGCCCAAUCUGAUCCAACAAAUUGGGGCAACAGCGCCCAGCUAUCUCAGCUAUGCUGGUAAGGAAUUUCAUGGCUUUUAUGCUUCCCAUAUAUCUGAAAGUGGCCAGAUGUGGCCAGGCUGCCUCAAAGCAUUCAGACUCCGAAAGCAAGACAGCUGUCCGUUAAGUCAUCUGGACCUUACCCCUCAUCCAGCAAUUAGGUGCCUUUUCAAACCAUUGCAUUUAUUUGCUUUCUGAGGAGAAGGCUUGUCCUGUUCUCCCCACCCACCCCCUUUCUUCUUUACAAAAUACAUUAUUUUGGGGGGAAAUGAUGUGGGUUUAUUAAAAAAAAAAAAGUGAAAAAGCACCUCGAGACAGAAGGGAGAAUAGGGAUAGGACAGAGAAGUGGGUUGUAAUAUGUGCCUUAUUAUCCAAUUUUACCUACUUUGGUCUGUUUCCCUCCGCCCCCAAAUCUCAGCAUAUAUUUUUUUUUGUCAUAUUUAGUGACCCUGGAGGGAUUCCCCUCUUGGUUCAUUGGAAGACUGCCUGUUUUGUAAAUACGAGGGCCAAGUGCUCCCACUCAAGGAUAUGUUAAGUGAGCCAAAGAAAACGAAAACUGCUAAUGCUAGAGGCCAAAAACCUCUACUGGCCUUUCUUUGGGAACAGAUUCGUGAAAAUGAGCCUCUUUCUCUCUCUCUCUCUCUCUCUUUCUCCUUGUGAGAUUUCUUGAUACAUUCCAGAUGUGGGCUUUGAAGAAAAAAACCCCCAGCACCUGCCAUUUUAAAAUGCAUUACACUUGUUCCAAAGUGCCAGAGAGCCGCCCGCUUUAAAAUUGCAUCGCUGACAUCACACCGUUGCAUUGCAUGAGCUUUACUUCCUCUGCCUUUGCCUUAAUUGCUUUAAAAAAAUAGCCCAGAGGGGGAAAUGCUGCCUAGCUAAUAGCUACCCUGCAGGGUUCCUGUUGUAGACAGGCCCCAUCUCUCAGAGGAGCCCCCUGCUAAACAUUUCCUCAGUACCACCAGUUUUUUUUUUUUUUAAAUACUCUGCACUUUUGGACUUCCCAGUUUGGCUGCUGAGAAGAUAAAUGAGCUGACUGGUUCUUGAAACUCAGGAUACCCAGGCAGGCAACUCCUGGGUACAAGGCUGCCUUAAAAGCAUCUUGGUGGACUCCGGGAUGGAGGGCCGUUUUCUCAAAAGCGGGGCGAGGUGGGACCAGACUUCUUGCCAAAUUGGGGAGGGGUUGCGUUCCUUCUGCAGGAGUCAGCAAAGACCCCCUCGAGUUCUCCUUUAACACCAGUUAAACAGCAGUAGCAGCAGCAAAUUUUGCUCCUGUUGGGUUGUUUUGCAGAAGGGGGAGUGGGCUUGUAGUGCAGGCCAGCUGUUCCCUGGGUACCUAGCGGGAAUUCUAAUACCAGAGAAGAAAAUGCCCUAGAUGAGAUCUGCAAAAUCAAAUUAUCCAAGCAGAAAAUUGUGGUCAGGGGCCUUGGCAAGCAUUUGGGUGAGGGUAUCUUGCGGGACCACCUCGUUUCUGUGCCAUGGCUCUGCCCACUCCAGGAACCCCGCCAACCAUUCAUCUCCUGCUGCAGUUUCUGCUUUGGUGUUCUUAGCUCUCCUCCUCAAAUCACGCUGUCCUUCAGAACAACGUUUUGAGAACUGAAUCGCUUGCCAAUGUAUCAUGUCCGCCAUUGUCUUAAUAUAAUGUACUUAUAUAACACUUAAAUUUUUUGUAAAUGUUUACAUUAUUCCCAAGGGAACUGAUAACAUGGUUUUGGGUCAAGAGAUAAAUGUUGUGGAGAAUUAACAUUACUAUUCUUAUUCUGCAUCAUGUUGUAGAUUAUUUGUUUGCAUUGUGAUGUGGUGUGUUAUUUCAUUCAGGGGUUUUUUUUUCCCUUUAAAAAUAAAUGAAGCUUGGCUACUGGAAGUAGAA